Stereum hirsutum FP-91666 SS1 is the source of this 782-nucleotide messenger RNA. RefSeq lists its product as uncharacterized. NCBI's taxonomy places the organism in Eukaryota, Fungi, Basidiomycota, Agaricomycetes, Russulales, Stereaceae. Gene Ontology annotation, molecular function: nucleic acid binding; ATP binding. The coding region runs from base 59 to 562 and encodes 167 amino acids. The transcript is spliced from 2 exons. The record is from RefSeq and is a predicted model, not a curated record.
CGGCUCGCUUCAGUGCUGUCAUUGUCUAGGCUGUGUACAUAUUAUUUAUGCAUAGAUCAUGAACCUCGCUCUUUUGAAUGGUUCCUCCUCCCAACCUCCUUCUUUGGCCCAAGUCUCUGAAGUUCUCUGCUCGAGAGCUCAAGUCUCCGCCCUCCGAGAGCAGCAAGAAAAGCCCAUCAUGUCUCUGGUCACGGGCAAUGACACCUUCGUUGUGCUCCCUACCGGUGGCGGGAAGACUCUCAUUAUGCUGGCCCCCCUUGUGAUCGCUGAUGCUAUGGGCCAGCCCGGCAAAGCCUUCAUCAUUGUUCCGACCAAAAUACUUGCAGACCAACAGGCUGAAGAGGCUCGCAAGUAUGGCCUUCACGCACAGUCCAUUACCGAAGAUACUGUCCGCAUAGCGGCCGCUUCUCUGCCCAGUCGUGACUUGUUCCAGGAGUUUGCGAACCAGAGUGGAGUGGCGGUGGCGAUCAUGAGCCCGCAGAUGAUGGGUGGAGAUCGGGUCAAUAAGUUGAUGCAGUCGGAGGCAUUCCGAACACUUGUUCGGUGGGUUUUUGGUCGAUGAAUCCCAUCUGGUGGACGAGCAGGGUUCGACCUUCAUCGUACCAUACAAAACUCUUGCAUCGUGGAGGUCUCGACUAGGAUCCAAGACAGUGUGGGGAGCAUUUACAGGGACUGCUUCCCGUUCUCGUACGCCCCACAUUACAAAAGCACUCGGUUUCAUCAAUGAAGAGUUUGUAUAUACUCGCUACCCUAUCGACCGUCCCAAUAUCAAAUAUCUCCCC